Molecule: messenger RNA, 681 nt
Organism: Fonsecaea erecta
Lineage: Eukaryota; Fungi; Ascomycota; Eurotiomycetes; Chaetothyriales; Herpotrichiellaceae
Exons: 1
Coding region: 1-681 (226 amino acids)
Source: RefSeq, a predicted model, not a curated record
AUGGACUACACCAUCACCAUUCAGAACAACACUGGUGACGCCAACCAGGCGUUCCGCUACAUCGCCUUCGGCUUCCCCCAUGGAACACACGCCACUCAGGGUGGUGUUGGCCUGCCCGUUGUCUUCUACCAGUCCCGUCUUCUCAACGAUGGUGAGCCGGUCACUUUCAAUAUCUCCUCGACGGUGUUCGGCUUUCUCGGCAAUGCCAGCCAGAUCAACACAGAUUUGACCGCGGGUGCCAAUAUCUCACUGACAAAGGCACUUCCCGUCAAUCUGGGAGGGCGAGCCGGCGACGGCACUGAACUGGAAGCCAAACCACGUACCGGCGGCGGUGUCGAUUUCAAGACAGCAGACAGCAGGUUAUCCCCGCCCGGAACAUUCUCCAUCAUUGCCAGCAGCGCCCUCAAGCAUAAGAACCAGUACGCGGUGGGUUUGGCUAGGAAAAUAGACGGCAACUACGUCCCAGUUACGGUUUUCGGGCUACACCCGGGCCAGACAUUCGACAUCACUCCCAUUGAAUCCAUCUACAUCGCGCGCCACAGCACUACCGCCACGAACACGGUGGUCAAUGCGGAUUCCUAUUCUCUCAAGCAAGAGGUGAACCUGCAGCCUGAUCAGCCGAAGAUUACGGUGACCGAUGACGGCGCCCCUACCAGCUUCAAAGUGCGUUACAACUACUAA